AUGUUUAGAGGAAAUAAAUAUGAAAUGAAUUUCCAUCGUAAUUGCUUUAGGAAAAAUUUUGGAAAUUACUUUGAUUUCUUGCAGUAUUUAUCAAACCCUGCUCUGGCAAAUACUAGUGUUGCAAGUACAACUUUCCUAACCUGUACUUCAGGUCUCUUUACACUCUUCUUUGGAGCUCUCCUGGGCCAGGACACUGUAAAUGUUGCAAAAGUGGUCGCUGUAUUUAAUAGCAUGGCUGGUGUUGCUAUGACCACAGUUGGAACGACAUGGGCAUCAGAUGAAAUGCUUAGCGUCUCUGAAACUAGAAGGCACUCCAUCACCGGGGAUAUGUUUAGUCUUCUCUCAGCAAUUUCAUAUGGCUUAUUUAAGGUUCUGCUCAAGAAAUCUGCUGGAUCAGAAGGAGAGAAGGUUGAUGUGCAAAAGUUCUUGGGAUACAUUGGUCUCUUCACUCUUCUUGGCCUUUGGUGGCUUGUGUGGCCACUUAAUGCUGUGGGGAUAGAACCUCCAUUUAGCUUUCCACAUUCAGCAUCUGUUGGGGAAGUAGUGCUGUUUAAUGGCUUUGUGGGUAGCGUUCUGUCAGACUACUUCUGGGCCCUUUGUGUGGUUUGGACAACUCCAUUAGUUGCAACAUUUGGAAUGUCAUUGACAAUACCCCUUACAAUGAUAGCUGACAUGGUUAUACAUGGCCGACACUUUUCUGCAGUCUACAUCAUUGGGUGCAUUCAGGUGUUUGCAGGUUCUGUUAUAGCUAACAUGUUAGACAAGUUUUCGGCUAAAUCGGAGCUGUAGCAGUCAUUCGUGAGUUUGAGAGAGAAGAACAUAAACGUUUUAUGUAUGUAACAAACCAUGAAAAUAGGGAGUGUAGGAGCUUGAAUGCCUCCUGUUGUUAUUUGACAAUUACAGGAAAAACAUGAACAAUAAGAUUUUAACUAAACAUAAUCAAUACUUUGCCGUUUUAAAUUAGAGAUGUGUUAAUCUCGGAGGAAGAAUGGACAAAGUUUAACAGUUUGAUUGGAUAAGUUCAAAUUUUCAUUACUUCUACUUGUAUGUACCGUAGUAUAAUAUUUGAGUUCAAUCUCAC
Messenger RNA from Durio zibethinus, 1081 nucleotides. The record is from RefSeq and is a predicted model, not a curated record. Lineage: Eukaryota; Viridiplantae; Streptophyta; Magnoliopsida; Malvales; Malvaceae.